Saccharomycopsis crataegensis is the source of this 2028-nucleotide messenger RNA. It is a transcript of the gene MTO1, whose product is annotated as tRNA modification protein MTO1. The transcript has a single exon. The record is from RefSeq and is a predicted model, not a curated record. Gene Ontology annotation, cellular component: cytosol; mitochondrion. The coding region runs from base 1 to 2028 and encodes 675 amino acids. Gene Ontology annotation, molecular function: flavin adenine dinucleotide binding. NCBI's taxonomy places the organism in Eukaryota, Fungi, Ascomycota, Saccharomycetes, Ascoideales, Saccharomycopsidaceae. Gene Ontology annotation, biological process: tRNA methylation; mitochondrial tRNA wobble uridine modification.
AUGUUGAAAAUAACAACUGCUUGGAAAGCUCUGGCAAGAGUGGGACUUUCAAGAAGAUCGAUCUCCUUGACCGCGUACCACAAGGAGAUCCUUAAGACAUUACCAGAUACCCCGGUGGUGGUGAUUGGUGGGGGACAUGCUGGUUGUGAAGCGGCCACCGGAUCCGCAAGAACUGGGGCCUCCACUACGUUAAUCACCCCGAAAUUCGAUAAGAUUGGGACUUGCUCUUGUAAUCCUGCCCUUGGUGGGGUGGGUAAAGGUACUUUGCUUCGAGAAAUCGAUGCGUUGGACGGGGUAGCCGCCAGAGUCACCGAUGAAGCAGGGAUCCAUUACAAAUUAUUAAACGCCUCGCGAGGCGCGGCGGUUUGGGGCCCAAGAGCCCAAAUCGAUAGAAAAUUAUAUUUGAAAGCGAUGCAACAAAUUAUUGGGAGCUAUCCGAAUUUGUCAGUGUUGGAAGGAAGCGUAGAGGACGUGAUCAUUGACCAGCAUGAUGAUGCCAAUAACAACCACGGAAGUGUCAAAGGGGUGAUCUUGGAGGACGGAAGAAUUAUUAAAACUUCAAAAGUCGUGAUUACUACCGGAACCUUCCUCAGUGGAGAAAUCCACAUUGGUAUGAAAGCUACUCCUGCAGGAAGAAUUGGUGAGAAACCGACUUAUGGGAUCAGUAGAACUUUGAAAGAUGCCGGGUUCAAACUCGGAAGAUUGAAAACCGGUACUCCACCAAGAAUAUCUGGGAAAGGGAUAGAUUAUUCCAAAGUGACUCCACAAGGGUUCGAUAACCCUGCUCAGCCAAUGAGCUAUAUGAAUGAUUCGGUACCGAUUGGUAACGAUAACCAAAUAUUGUGUUAUCAAACAAAAACUAAUCAGGCAGUCCAUGAUUUGGUGAAAAAAAACCUUCAUAGAUCAAUCCACAUUCGUGAAGAUAUUAAAGGCCCAAGAUAUUGUCCGUCGUUCGAGGCCAAGCUCAAGAAAUUCCCCGAUAAGGAUCAGCAUAUCAUUUGGUUGGAACCAGAAGGGCUCGAUUCCGACGUGAUAUACCCUAAUGGGAUCUCCAAUACCAUGCCAGAAGAGAUCCAAGAACAAAUGAUGAAGUUGUUACCGGGGUUGGAGAACGCCGAGAUGUUACAGCCUGGUUACGGGGUGGAAUAUGAUUACGUGAACCCAACUCAGUUACGACAAACUUUGGAGACCAAGUUCGUCACCGGAUUAUACUUAGCAGGGCAAAUCAACGGGACCACCGGUUAUGAAGAAGCGGCGGCCCAAGGGGCCGUCGCAGGGAUCAAUGCCGGGUUGAGUUAUUUUGGUAAAGAUCCAUUAAGAAUCUCCCGAUCUCAAGCGUUUAUCGGGGUGGUGAUCGAUGAUUUGACCACCAAAGGGGUGACGGAACCGUACCGAAUGUUUACCUCUCGUUCAGAAUUCCGAUUGAGCGUGAGAUGUGAUAAUGCCGAUGAUCGGUUGACGGAAAUUGGCAGACAAAUUGGGGUGGUGAGCGAUGAGCGUUGGAGCCGGUACUUGAAUGACAAAUUCCUCCAAUCACAACUUAUAUCAAAACUCCAAGCAACAAAAUUACCGCUGAGUGUCUGGUUACAAUAUUUCCCAUGGGCCAAGCUUGGCCCCCACGGGGUCAGUGGGCUCAAAAUGAUGUUGGCCAAAGAUGUAACUAGUGAAAAAGUAAUAGAGAUAUUAAACAACAAUAAGACCCCGACAGAAUUCCUGGAAGUAAUUAAUGAUAUCCCCAAAAGAAUUCUCGACAAAGUAACGGUAAGAGGCAAAUACUCUACCGGCUUGAACCGCCAAGAUCCAUACUUGAAAGCUUUUAAUGCCGAUGAAAGCUUGCUAUUGCCACAAAAUUAUGAUUAUUCAUCCUUGAGUUUGGGGUUCGAGGCCACAGAAGCAUUGAACACCAUUCAACCAGAAACUAUUGGUCAAGCAAGAAGAACCGAAGGGGUAACGGCAGCAACGAUAUUUGCAUUAUACAGAUUAGUGAGAUUUGAACAAGGAAAUUUGCGAUCCCAAAAGGCCAAUUGA